This is a messenger RNA of Drosophila yakuba, 2117 nucleotides long. It is a transcript of the gene shop, whose product is annotated as sulfite oxidase, mitochondrial. The record is from RefSeq and is a predicted model, not a curated record. Lineage: Eukaryota; Metazoa; Arthropoda; Insecta; Diptera; Drosophilidae. The transcript is spliced from 2 exons. Gene Ontology annotation, molecular function: molybdenum ion binding; oxidoreductase activity. The coding region runs from base 293 to 2008 and encodes 571 amino acids. Gene Ontology annotation, cellular component: mitochondrion.
AUCGCAUGCGGGCUAAAUACAGUCUGUUGUGUUGUCAAGAAGCGGCCGGUAAACAGCCGAAUUAGCGCUCCCAAGAUUGCUUAUCAAUUAAACCAACGCCAAUUGGGGGCCAGAGGCUGCUGGGGCCAAUGACGCCAUUGGACAAACACAAGACAUAUCACCAGUAGGCCACAUAAAUCACCAGUGAAGCGGACUCACCGGAGCGGCAAGAAGCAGAGCGGGGGAGCUUGAGAUUGGUUUGGAUUUAUUUUGAAGCGAAUCGAGCGACUUACCGGUGGUCAGUUACAUAACAAUGCGCUUGCUCAGGCCCAGCUGGUCGGGAUUGGUGCGCGGGAGGCACCACCAGCAUCACCGGCGUUUUCUACAGACCACCACCAGUCGCGGGAGCAACGGAGAAAGGGAGGAGCAGCAGCACAGCAAAUGGAGUUCACCGGGCAGCAGAUCGGAGCAACUGCUCUAUGCUGCCUUUUGGGCAGGUGGCCUGACCCUGGGCUACCACUGGCUGACCGACAGGAACAACCGUGUGCUGCUCGAGGGGCAAAAGGUGCCAAGUGAGGAGGAACUGGAGGCAACGGCUCGACGGUGGCACGUUACCAUCAGAAAGGAGCUGCCCAACUACAGGGCCGAGCAAGUGGAGCAGCACAACUGCGCCGAGAAACGCAUUUGGGUCACCUACGGCCUGGGCGUAUACGAUGUCACGGACUUUGCCGAUAAUCAUCCCGGUGGCGAUAAGAUCCUGAUGGCCGCCGGCAGUGCCAUCGAUCCCUUUUGGGCCAUCUACCAGCAGCACAAUACGCUGGAGGUACUGGAGCUGCUAGAGGGCUUUCGCAUUGGCAAUCUGGAGGGUCAGGUGGUGACCAAUGCGGACGAGGAGCUGGGCUCACCGUGGUCGCAGGAGCCGCAGCGCCACGCCCUGUUGAAACCAGCCUCCAAGAGACCCUUCAACGCAGAGCCACCCAUUGGCCUGCUGGCCGACCAGUUUUACACACCCAACGAUCUGUUCUAUGUGCGCAACCACCUGCCAGUGCCAGUGAUCGAUCCGGAGGAUUACGAGCUGGAGAUCGAGGGUGGUGCCAAAGAGAAGACCCUCACUCUCGAGGGGAUCAAGGCCCUGCCCAAGCACUCGGUGACGGCGGCCAUCAUGUGCGGUGGCAAUCGGCGCUCCGAGAUGACAAAAGUCAAGGCCGUAAAGGGACUUUCGUGGGGAGCUGGUGCUGUGGGCAAUGCCAAGUGGUCCGGUGCGCGACUGUGCGACGUUCUAAGGGAGCAAGGAGUGCAGCCGGAUGAGAGCAAGCAUGUGAUCUUUGAGGGUGCCGACCUGGAUCCCACUUCCCACCCGUAUGGAGCUUCGAUACCACUCGCCAAGGCACUGGAUCCUCGGGGGGAUGUCAUCCUGGCCUACGAGAUGAACGAUGAGCCGCUGAGCAGGGAUCACGGCUUUCCCAUUCGCGUAAUUGUGCCCGGCACAGUGGGCGCCCGCAACGUUAAGUGGUUAACGCGAAUCGUGGUGGCGGAUAAGGAAUCGGACUCUCACUGGCAGCAGAACGACUACAAGGGCUUUAGUCCGAGCACCGACUGGGACACGGUGGACUUCAGCAAGUCGGAUGCCAUUCAGGCCAUGCCGGUGACCUCGGCCAUCUGUACACCACAGCCAGGAGCGAGGGUGAAAGUGGACGACGACGAGGGUCACAUCACGGUGAGGGGAUACGCGUGGAGCGGCGGCGGCAGGAAAAUCGUGAGGGUGGACCUGACCAACGAUGAGGGUGUAAGCUGGCACGUGGCCGAAUUGGAGCAGGAGGAGAUACCCGAUGGCAGACACUACGGCUGGUCCCUGUGGACCGCUCGUCUGCCCGUUACCGAGGCCCAAAGGAAGGCCGGUGAUGUGGAGAUCUGGGCCAAGGCCGUUGACUCGGCGUACAAUGUGCAGCCGGAGAAAUUCGAGCACAUCUGGAAUCUGCGUGGCGUUUUGGCCAACGCGUAUCACAAAGUCAAAGUGAAGAUUGUCUGAAGGGGAGAUUUCUUGCAAUACUCAGAUGGGAGGAGACAUAGACACUAAGAACAAAUCCUGUCCACAACAAAAUACAGAAGAACGAUUUUGGAAAUCAUCCGAAACAUAA